AUUCCGUCCUCGAGCGGGGCUGUCUGGGAGCUACAGCCACAGCCGGAAGCGCGCGCACUCCUCCGUCCGUGCAGCAUCUCUCGGAAACUGGAUUUCUAGCCCGUCGCGGACGCGUGGAUGCGAGCCUACACCGGGGCAAGUCGCGGAGAUGGAGUUGCUCGUGAUCAGCCUCUCCCUGUGGCUCCUGCAGUGGCACGCGGCGCGGGCGGACUCCAUCAUCCACAUCGGUGCCAUUUUUGAGCAAAACGCGAUCCGGGAUGAUGAAGUGUUUCAGUUGGCCGUUUCGGACCUGAGUUUGAACGACGACAUCCUGCAGAGCGAGAGGAUCACCUAUUCUAUCAAACUGAUCGAACCCAACAACCCCUUCCAGGCAGUGCAAGAAGCCUGUGAGCUAAUGAACCAAGGCAUCCUGGCGUUGGUGUCGUCUACUGGCUGUGCAGCAGCUAACGCUCUGCAGUCCCUGACAGAUGCCAUGCAUAUCCCGCACUUGUUUAUCCAGCGGAACGGAGACGGCACACCCCGAGCAGAAUGUCAGCUCAACCCCAGUCCUGAUGGAGAGAGGUAUACGCUAGCUGCUCGGCCACCAGUACGGCUCAAUGAUGUCAUGCUAACGCUCGUCUCGGAACUGCGGUGGCAGAGGUUCAUAAUGUUCUACGACAGCGAGUACGAUGUACGUGGCUUGAGGGGGUUCCUGGACCAGGCGUCUCGGAUGGGCCUGGACGUGUCACUGCAGCAGGUGGAUCGGAACGUCAGUAAGGUGUUCUCUACUCUGUUCAGCACCAUGAAGACAGAAGAACUGAACCGCUAUCGGGAUACACUGAGACGAGCCAUCCUGCUGCUGAGCCCUCGAUCUGCACAGGUCUUCAUCCACCAGGCUGUAGAGACAAACCUGGCAUCCAAAGACAGUCACUGGGUGUAUGCGAAUGAGGAGGUGAGUGAUACAGAGAUCAUGGAGCUGGUCCACAGCGCUCUUGGCCGCAUGACCGUGAUCAGGCAGAUCUUUCCUCUGUGGAGGGACACAAACAUCCGCUGCAUGAGGAAUAACCACCGCAUUUCCUCGCUGCUCUGCGACCCCCAGGAGGGCUACCUGCAGUCCCUUGAGGUUUCAAGCCUGUACCUGUACGACAGCGUGCUGAUGUUGGCCAACGCCUUCUACCGGAAACUGGAGGACAGGAAGUGGCAUAGCAUGGCCAGUCUGAACUGCAUGAGGAAGUCAACCAAGCCAUGGAAUGGAGGCUGGUCCAUGCUGGACACCAUUCAGAAGGGAAGAAUCUCAGGCCUGACAGGUCUUAUGGAUUUCCGGAGCAAUGGAGCCAACUCCCAUGCACAGUUUGAGAUAUUGGGAACCACUUACAGCGAGACGUUCGGGAAGGAUGUCAAACGGUUGGCAACUUGGGACUCUAUUCGUGGAAUGAAUGGCAGUCUAAAGGAGAGCCGUGUGGAGAGCGGCAUGCAAGGAGUGACUGUGAAAGUUGUCACAUUAUUGGAGGAGCCUUUCGUGAUGGUGGCAGAAAACAUUCUUGGGCAGCCUAAACGAUACAAAGGCUUCUCCAUCGAUGUCCUGGAUGCCCUGGCCAAAAUACUGGGCUUCAAAUACGAGAUCUACCAGGUAGCUGAUGGAAAGUAUGGAUCUCCUCAAUCUAAUGGCUCGUGGAAUGGCAUGAUUGGAGAACUCAUCAAAAAGAGGGCAGAUCUGGCUAUUUCAGCUAUCACCAUCACGCCAGAACGUGAGAACGUGGUGGACUUCAGCAAACGCUAUCUGGAUUACUCCGUGGGCAUCCUGAUGAGCAAGUCUGUAGAGAAACUCAACAUCUUCUCACUGCUAGCGCCCUUCGAUCUGGCAGUAUGGGCGUGUAUCGCCGCUGCCAUCCCUGUGGUUGGAGUCAUGAUCUUCCUCCUACGGCGUAUCCAGUCCGUCCGUUCUCAGAACACCCCUGGGCCUCACCAGCCUGCAUCUGUUACCACCUCUUUCCAAAGUGCCAUCUGGAUUGUCUAUGGCGCUUUUGUUCAACAAGGUGGCGAGUCCAUUAUGAGCUCAGUGGCUCUGCGGAUAGCCAUGGGCAGCUGGUGGCUCUUCACACUCAUUGUGUGCUCGUCUUACACGGCAAACCUGGCAGCCUACCUCACCGUGUCUCGCAUGGACAACGCAGUACGAACGUUCCAGGACCUGUCCAAGCAAGCAGACCUUAGCUAUGGUACUGUCAGAGAGUCAGCGGUGUAUGAGUACUUCAGGGUGAAGGGAACAAAUCCCCUGGAGCAGGACAGUACCUUCGCAGAGCUGUGGAGGACAAUCAAUAAGAACAAGGGGCAGGACAACUCGGUGGCCACUCCAGCUGAAGGCAUCCGAAAGGCGAAGCGGGAGUCGUACGCUUUCUUAUGGGACAUGGCAGUGGUGGAAUAUGCUGCUCUGACAGAUGAUGAAUGUACCCUCACAGUCACAGGGAGCAGCAUGAGCACCAAAGGCUACGGCCUUGCCCUGCAGCACGGCAGCCCCUACAGAGACCUCUUCUCGCAGAAGAUUCUGGAGCUACAGGAGAAGGGCGACCUGGACAUCCUGAAGCAGAAGUGGUGGCCACGCAAGGGUCGCUGUGAUUUGGACAGAGGCACCGAGGCCCAGUCUGAGGGGCGAGCGCUAAGACUGCACAGCUUUGCUGGAGUUUUCUGCAUCCUUGCAGCUGGGCUGCUGCUCGCCUGCCUGGUGGCCGCUCUGGAGACGUGGUGGAACGGCCCACGCUGUCGGCGGGCGCAGCCCAAAGAGGACAAAGAGGUGAAUCUGGAGCAGGUUCACCAGCGCCUGACUGGGCUCAUAGACGAUGACCUGGCGCACAAGCAGCUUCCUGGCCAGUCUCUAGAGAUCUCAGCACUGGACAUGGGCAGCAUGGGCAGCAUGGGCAGUCUGGGCAGCAUGCGCCAGCGGCAGGGCUCGCAGGAGGCUGUGAGGGACUUUCCUCCAGGGGGCAUGUCCGUCACCUCCUUCCUCCAGGAGGGCUCCAGCAUGGGCCGCCUACCUGGACGCAACCUGCCCCUGCCCCUCAGCAGCUCCACCCUGCCCCCCUCCAUGCGCUGCAAACACCGAGCCCCCAACGGAGGCCUUUUCCGCCAGAGUCCCGUAAAAACACCCAUGCCUAUCGCCUACCAAGCAGUGCCCGGAGGACCCAUCCCGGAAGCCAUGGACUCCAGCCAUGGGACCUCUAUCUAAGCCCGCCAAUCACAUUCACCUUCAAAAAAAGAGGCUCACUUUGUCAGCCGGCCUAAAGCAUCCAAUCACAGACAUUGGAGGGUCUGGCACAGGUGGAGGUUUUAAGAGAAGAUGAAAAUAUGUCAAAAAGGAACAAGUAUUUUUCUUUUUCUUUCUCUCUCUUUCUUUUUUUGUAAUACAGAU
Colossoma macropomum (tambaqui) is the source of this 3382-nucleotide messenger RNA. RefSeq names its product glutamate receptor, ionotropic, delta 1a (gene grid1a). Gene Ontology annotation, cellular component: postsynaptic membrane; plasma membrane. The transcript is spliced from 16 exons. The coding region runs from base 149 to 3199 and encodes 1016 amino acids. Gene Ontology annotation, biological process: modulation of chemical synaptic transmission; monoatomic ion transport; synaptic transmission, glutamatergic. NCBI's taxonomy places the organism in Eukaryota, Metazoa, Chordata, Actinopteri, Characiformes, Serrasalmidae. The record is from RefSeq and is a predicted model, not a curated record. Gene Ontology annotation, molecular function: transmitter-gated monoatomic ion channel activity involved in regulation of postsynaptic membrane potential; glutamate-gated receptor activity.